AUGAAUGUUCUUGUCAAUGAAGAUACUUUUAGUGAUCAAAUUGCGCAGUUUUGGCAGUUAGAAAGUUUAGGGAUUGAAUCAGAAACUAUUGUAGAUAGCACUAAAUCUGAUAUUAUGGAAUCUUUUAAUUCCACUAUCAAGUAUGAAAAUAACCGUUAUACAGUCAAAUUACCAUGGAAACAAGGGAUGAAGCAAAAUUUAGAUGAUAAUAAAGAAGUUGCUAAAAGACGAUUUUUACAUUUGAAAAAUAAAUUGCUGAGGAAUAAUUCCUUACAUCAUAAUUAUGAAUUAAUAUUGAAGAAUUAUUUGGCUGAAAAUAUUAUCGAAUUUGUAGAUGAGCAGGAUAUUACAACUGAUAAUCCAAUAUUUUAUUUACCACAUAGAUGUGUUGUGCGAGAAGAUAAAACAACCAGUAGAUUAAGAAUAGUUUUCGACGCAUCGUCGCAUGCCCCAGGAGAGAUUUCUCUUAACGAUUGCUUAGAGUCCGGACCAAAUUUGAAUCCAGAUAUUUUCGAACUUUUGGUUCGCUUCCGGAAUUUCCCCAUUGGAUUUAUCAGUGAUAUAAAACAAGCAUUUUUUCAAAUUCAAAUCUGUGAGGAAGACAGAGAUGUUAGUCGGUUCUUUUGGUUUGAGGACGAAAAUAUUUUGAAGACUCUGAAAUUUACAAGAGUUCUUUUCGGUUUAAAUUCGAGCCCGUUCCUUUUGGCCGGAACGAUUAAAUAUCACAUUUCUAAAUACGAGCAGACACACCCUAAAGCUUACAAAUUAUUGAAUGAAUGCCUAUAUGUAGAUGAUCUCAUAGGAGGUCACGAAGACGUUGAAGGAGCGCUUCAAGUCAGUAUGGAAUGCAGGGAUAUUUUCUUAGAAGCUGGAAUGGAUCUCCGAAAGUUUCAAACGAGCUCCAAGGAGCUUAGAGAUCUCUGGAGGGAAUCGGGACUGUCCGUGGAAGAAUCAAUUGACAUUGUUUUAGAAAAUGAUUCCUUGAAGGUGCUAGGAAUGUCUUGGAACAUGGACACCGACAACUUUUAUUUUGAUUCCAAACAUCUGGAAACUUUUUUGGAGAAACAAACAAAUACCAAGCGUUUUUUGCUUCAGGUAGCCAGUCGCAUUUUCGAUCCCUUAGGUUUUCUCGCCCCCUUUACAAUAAUCAUUAAAUGUCUCAUACAGGAAUUGUGGAAUUCCGGUUUGGAUUGGGAUGAUCAGAUAUCUGGAGACUUAAACGCGAGAUGGAUUAAAUGGUGCAACGAUGUAAAAGAUAUUCUGAAAAUCAAAAUACCAAGGUAUUAUUUUUUGAAAGGUCCAAAAAGAGUUAUUGAAACUAUUGAAUUGCACUCAUUUUCAGACGCAAGUUUGCGAGCCUAUGCCACGGUCGUCUAUUUACGAAUUGUAUACAAUGAUGGAUCCGUUCAUACGAACCUAGUGACAGCUAAAAGUCGUGUUUCCCCGCUCAAAACACUCUCAUUGCCAAGAUUGGAGCUACUGGGUGCUCUGUUAGCCUCUAGGUUGAGUAGUCGAGUGUCUUCAAGUCUGAAGAUUCCCUUAGAGAAGCAUUGGUGGACUGAUUCUACCAUUGCUUACUUUUGGAUAAGAAAGUCACCUAGGGACUUUAAACCUUUUGUGAAAAACAGAGUUGAGGAGAUACAGAAACUCACAGAACCUUCACGCUGGACACAUUGCCCUGGUAAAGAAAAUCCAGCAGACAUGCCCAGCAGAGGAGUUUCCAUUUCUCAGUUGAAUCACAGUGAUUUCUGGUGGCACGGCCCCAAGUGGUUGCAAGAGCCAAAACAAUGUUGGCCCAAAUCUGAAGAACUGAACGUUGAAGAUGAAAAAUUGGAAUAUCGCUCGCGACACAAUUACACGCAGCAGUUUGAAGUCAUAGCCCAAACAGAGGAGCUUUUAGAUCUCUCUAAACAUAGCAAGCUUACCAAAUCCCUAAGGAUUACUGCCUGGAUCAAACGGUUUGUUUGGAACACGAGAAACUCGCCAAAGAAAAGUGGACCACUAACUGGAGUAGAAUUGGCCGAGGCAGAAAAUUUUUGGAUAAAGAACACUCAAGGUUAUGCAUAUCGUUCUGAAAUUAAAUCUCUUAGCAAGAAUGCGUUGAUUGAUAAAGAAUCAAAAAUAGCUAGCCUUGUUCCCUUCCUGGAUGAAAUAGGGAUCCUGAGAAUCAAAGGAAGAUUAGAUCAUUCAAAAUUCACCUUUGAUGAGAAGCAUCCUAUAUUGUUGCCACGCAGUUCCAAAUUCACCGAAUUGAUUGUCCGAAGAGAACACGAAAGGGUUCUUCAUUGUGGAGUAGAUAUCACUUUGAUCAACAUCAGGAAGAGGUUUUGGAUUCCGAAGGGGCGCCAGCUCUUAAAAGGUAUAAUUGGAAAAUGUCUUAUUUGCAGCAGAUAUUCAGCUAAAGCAGCAAAUCAAAUCACGGCUCCGUUGCCAAAGGACAGAGUUGUUGAAUCUCCGCCCUUUUCAGUAUGUGGAAUCGACUUCGCCGGACCCAUAUAUGUGAAGGAGGGUUCAGAUACUGUAAAAUCUUACAUAACUUUGUUCACGUGCGCAGUCACGAGAGCUGUACAUUUGGAACUGGUGUCGAACCAAUCAACUGAAUCCUUCAUUUUGGCUUUUAGAAGAUUUUUGGCGCGUCGCGAAAGUUGUAACAUAGUAUACUCUGACAACGCGAAAACGUUCAAAUCAACAGAUAAGGAAUUUCAAUGUUUUCAGAAAUUCCUGCGAGAUAAAACUUUUCACAAUUUCGUAGCUUCCAAAGGAAUCACUUGA
Messenger RNA from Uloborus diversus, 2772 nucleotides. RefSeq lists its product as uncharacterized. Gene Ontology annotation, biological process: DNA integration. The transcript has a single exon. Lineage: Eukaryota; Metazoa; Arthropoda; Arachnida; Araneae; Uloboridae. Gene Ontology annotation, molecular function: nucleic acid binding. The coding region runs from base 1 to 2772 and encodes 923 amino acids. The record is from RefSeq and is a predicted model, not a curated record.